AUGGAUGAGAUGUUUGAUGUGUUCGAGGGCAAGGUGGACGCCCCGAGCGCGAGCGAAGAUGAGAACGUGCCGAAUCGCAAGGGUGACACGAAAAAGAGAAAGGCAAACGCGAUAAACGGCGAGAACGGCGAUGCUGUGGUGAAAACUGAGGACGUUGACAUGGACGCCAAGACCGAGUCUUCAAAAGACGGAGAUGAUUCUUCUGACGACGAAGAUUCUUCGGAGAGCGCCAGUCAGCAGGAGUCCAAGCGGAGGAAGAAGGAGGAAGGUGUUGGUCCUGUCAUGACAGAUACCUUCCAGACGGCCGAGUCGAGAGAAGUUGCUGGCGCCGCUACUUUCACAGAGCAGGAUUCAUCACUUGUUUUGUCGCACAACAUUCAGCAUCAGGUUGCCCUGCCUCCGGAUCUAGACUACGAAUACGUCCCCCUUUCCGAGCACAAGGCCCCCGAGCAACCCGCGCGAACAUGGAACUUCAAGCUCGAUCCUUUCCAGAGUCUUUCCGUGGCGUCUAUUGAGAGAGAGGAGAGUGUUCUUGUUUCCGCGCACACUUCUGCCGGAAAGACUGUUGUGGCUGAGUAUGCUGUCGCGCAGUGCUUGAAGCGCAACCAAAGAGUCAUCUACACAAGUCCCAUCAAGGCUCUAAGUAACCAAAAGUACCGAGAUUUCGAGGCCAUCUUUGGAGAUGUUGGUCUCAUGACUGGUGAUGUUACCAUCAACCCUACAGCAAGCUGUCUUGUCAUGACGACUGAGAUUUUGCGAUCUAUGUUGUAUCGCGGUUCUGAGAUUAUGCGAGAAGUCGCCUGGGUUGUGUUUGAUGAGAUUCAUUACAUGAGAGACAAGAUAAGAGGUGUCGUUUGGGAAGAGACCAUCAUCAUGCUUCCCGACAAGGUCCGAUACGUCUUCCUCUCUGCCACCAUCCCCAACGCUUUCCAAUUCGCCGAGUGGAUUGCCAAGAUCCAUCAUCAAGCUUGUCACGUUGUUUAUACCGAUUUCCGACCUACUCCCCUACAGAACUACUUCUUCCCCUGUGGUGGUACUGGCGCUCGUCUCAUCGUUGAUGAGAAGAGCAACUUCAAUGAGCAGAACUUCAACAAGGUCAUGCAAGAGGUUGAAGAAAAGAAGGGCGCUGACCCUAAUGAUCCUAAUGCUCGCCAGAAAGGAAGGGGCAAGAACAAGAAGACUGACAAGGGUGGCGCUGACAGUGGCUCGGAUAUCUCCAAGAUUAUUCGAAUGACUAUCAAGAGGAAGUUCAACCCCGUUAUUGUUUUCAACUUUAGCAAGCGAGAGUGUGAGAACCUGGCUAUGAACAUUUCGUCACUCAGCUUCAACGACGAUUCUGAGAAGGCCAUGGUCCGCAAGGUUUUCAACAGCGCCAUUGAGAGUUUGUCAGAGGGAGACCGAGAGCUUCCUCAGAUUAUCAACUUGUUGCCUCUUUUGGAGCGAGGUAUUGGCGUUCAUCACUCUGGUCUGCUGCCCAUUCUCAAGGAGACUAUCGAGAUUCUCUUCCAGGAGUCUUUGAUCAAGGUUCUUUUCGCAACUGAGACCUUCUCCAUCGGUCUCAACAUGCCUGCCAAGACUGUUGUUUUCACCCAAGUUACCAAGUGGGAUGGUGUCAAGAGACGCCCUCUCACUUCAUCCGAGUACAUUCAGAUGGCUGGACGUGCUGGUCGUCGUGGUCUUGAUGCUCGAGGUAUUGUCAUCAUGAUGAUUGACGACAAGCUUGAGCCCGAUACCGCCAAGGAGAUUGUUACAGGUCACCAAGAUCGACUCAACUCUGCUUUCUACCUCGGUUACAACAUGAUUCUCAACCUUCUACGUAUCGAAGCCAUCUCUCCCGAAUUCAUGCUCGAGCGAUGCUUCCAUCAAUUCCAGAACGCGGCUAGCGUCCCCUCUUUGGAGAAGGAGUUGAUGUCGUUACAACAGGAGCGCGACAACACCAGCAUCCCCGACGAGUCCACGGUCAAGGAUUACUACCAGAUUCGACAGCAGCUCAGCGCUUACACUAAGGAUAUGCGCACUGUUAUCCAGCACCCCAACUACAGUCUUUCUUACCUGCAGCCAGGCCGCUUGGUGCAGAUCUACAACCCCAAGGACGAGAACGAGACUAUUACUGGAACCGGAACCGACUUUGGCUGGGGUGUUAUCGUCAACCAAACCCCUCGCCGCGCGCCCAAGAUGGGUGAACUAGAUUAUGCCCCUCAGGAAUCCCAUGUCAUUGACGUGCUUCUUCCCAUCUCCCGAUCGAGCGCGGAUUUCUAUCCUACUCAGCCUGUGGAAGAUGCCCCUAUGCCCGUUGGCCUCAAACCUUUUGGCGAUGACGACGACGACGUCAAGUUCGCUGUUGUCCCUUGUCUUCUAACCUGCAUCAAGGCUAUCAGUCAAAUUAGGCUUUUCCUGCCCAAGGACGGCCUCAGAAAUGAUUCAGAAAAGGAGACGCUCACAAAGUCUUUGAUGGAGGUCAAGCGUCGCUUUCCCGACGGUCUGCCUGUUCUGGACCCCAUCGAGAACAUGGAAAUCACCGACGACUCGUUCAAGAAGCUCCUUCGCAAGAUCGAAGUCCUUGAGUCCCGACUUUUGGCUAACCCUCUUCACCUCUCGCCUCUUCUUCCUGCUCUCUGGGACCAGUACCACGCCAAGGUCAAGCUCACCGAGAAGGUCAAGGAGACCAAGAAGGCCAUCGCCAAGGCGUACAGCAUCGCUCAGAUGGACGAACUCAAGUCUCGCAAGCGUGUGCUGCGACGUCUCGGCUUUAUUAACGAUUCUGAAGUCGUCCAGCUAAAGGCUCGCGUUGCUUGUGAGAUUUCCUCCACUGAAGGACAUGAGUUGCUUCUCUCUGAAUUGCUCUUUGACAGAUUCUUCAACGAGCUUACUCCUGAGAUGUGUGCUGCCGUCAUGAGUUGUUUUAUCUUUGACGAGAAGAUCGAAACAACCCAGCUCAAGGAGGAGUUAUCGAAACCUUAUCGUGAGAUUCAGGCCAAGGCUCGCAUCAUUGCCAAGGUCAGCCAGGAAUGCAAGCUUGAGGUCAACGAGGAGGAAUACAUCCAGAAGCUCAAGUGGCAGCUGAUGGAGACGGUCUACGCAUGGGCCCAAGGACGUCCUUUCAUUGAGAUUUGCAAAAUGACAAAGGUCUACGAAGGCUCUCUGAUCCGCCUCUUCCGUCGUCUAGAAGAGCUGCUUCGUCAGAUGGGCCAGGCCGCCAAGGUCAUGGGCAACGACGAUCUAACGAAGAAGUUUGAGGACAGUUUAUCCAAGAUCCGCAGAGAUAUUGUGGCCGCGCAGAGCCUGUACCUAUAA
This is a messenger RNA of Fusarium tjaetaba, 3294 nucleotides long. RefSeq names its product atp-dependent rna helicase dob1. Bases 1 to 3294 code for a protein of 1097 amino acids. The record is from RefSeq and is a predicted model, not a curated record. NCBI's taxonomy places the organism in Eukaryota, Fungi, Ascomycota, Sordariomycetes, Hypocreales, Nectriaceae. Gene Ontology annotation, molecular function: ATP binding; RNA helicase activity; RNA binding. The transcript has 2 exons. Gene Ontology annotation, biological process: RNA catabolic process; maturation of 5.8S rRNA. Gene Ontology annotation, cellular component: nucleus.